Messenger RNA from Plectropomus leopardus (leopard coralgrouper), 691 nucleotides. The record is from RefSeq and is a predicted model, not a curated record. Lineage: Eukaryota; Metazoa; Chordata; Actinopteri; Perciformes; Serranidae.
GAAGGUUUUUGUUUUAAGUGCAUUUGUCCAGAGUCGUCGCAGACAAGAUGUUGCUGCUCUUCAUACAGUUGUGAACUGUUGUAAUUUGCAUGUUAUCAUAGUAGCCCUGAUUCACUUACAUAAAGGUGAUAACAUGCACUACAAGGUUGCUUUAAAGAGUGCAUUCUGUGAGAUGAAAUGGACUUGUAGGAUUCAAGGACAUUUAUUGCACUUGUUACAGUUGAUAAGGAUUGAAACAGAGACUGACAUUGAAGACAUGCUUGUAUGUGUUAUUGUGGUUUUGAAUAGAGACGCAAUCUGGAUGAAGAACUGAGUGCUCCGUGUCCUCAUUGCUGCUGAAAUUUAUCUGUAUUUUCCAGAUGGCAAAAGCCCCCAUAAAGGCUUUCCCAGCCAUCCCUGACAUGAACUUCAGCACAUCUAAGAAGGAAAUGGCGAAGGAGAGGAGAGAUCUGGUGCUCGACAUCCUGGAGGCCUCUGUCUUUGAUGAUCAGGAUUGCUGUGCUAUGUGUGACACCUUCAAGCCACCAGGACAGGGAACUGCCAUUGUACAGUGGAUCCAAUGUGAUAACUGCGACCGGUGGUUCCAUGGCUCAUGUCUCUCCAUGGACAUAGAGGAUGCCAAGGACAAAACUUGGAAAUGUCCCUUAUGCCAAUAAAAACAAGGGGCAUAUGAUACAAUAAAAUAAUUGUA